AUGAAAAGAACAUCAUCAGAGGCUGAAUCUAACUCUGGAUAUGAAGGGCAAAAAAUUGCAAAGAUCUCUAAUGAAUCAUCAUCACCAACUCCAUUAUUGAAUUCCUCUGCAGUGUCAUCCGCAGCAGCAGCUAAUAAUUCAAUGAUGACAAAAUGUUUUCCGAUGGAAUUAGGAAUUUUGGACGAAAUUUGUAGUUUUUCCUCUUUGGAUACACAAUGUUCAUUGUAUGCAACUUGUACAUCAAUUAGGAAUAUUAUGGAUGGGGAUAAUUUUUUAUAUCAUUAUCAAUCAAGAAAGAUUGCAAUGUUAAUGAAAGAAGCAUGUAGAGAAUUUACUUCAGAGGUAGAUACGAGAAACUUCUUUCUUGGAAUAUGUUAUAGAUUAAAUGCUGAAAUUGCAAUUUUGGACAAGGAAAUUAAGGAAAAUAUAAUGAUAGACAAGAAUUUAGGAAGCUUAUUUUGCUUUAAUGUUGUUAAAACAGGAAAUUCUUCAUUCACUUCCUCAAUUAAGAAACUCCUUGUAAGAGAUUCGAAUCAGUAUUUAUUGAUCAAGAUAGAUUAUGCUACUUUUCGAUCUUUUAAUCACUUACUUUCAACAUUUGUCAUUUCAUGUAAUAAUAGAGUUCUUAUUCAUUAUGAAAAAGCCAGUUUGGAAGAAAUAGAUAUUGACAAAUGUGGGUUAGAUGCUGUAUUGAAAACAACUGCCUUCGGUGUUAGGGGAAAUAUACAAGCAUUAAUUAAAACUCUGCUUCCAGAGAAGAAUAUGGAUACAAUUUAUCAAUCAUUGAUUGAAGCAUAUACAAAAGCACCUGGCUGUAACAUACUAGAGAGGGUUGAUAAGUUUGGGUGGUGCGAAAAUGUUCCAAGCAAGAAAGGAAUCCAAUUUGCCUCAGAUCUAAUUGAUAAGAUGUGUAAAAUCCCAAAAAAAUCAAUUAAUUCAAUAUUGAAGUUUGUGCGAUUCUCUGCCAACAAUUUAUCAUCAACAAGGAUAGCUAAAACUCUUCAAGCUCCAUCACCAGCUUUCAAAAAUGUUACUUGGUGUUCUCCUGUGACUGUUGUUCGAAUUUUUAAUGAGGAGAACUGUUAUGAAAAAGUUGAAUUUGAUAUAAGGAUCAGAGGAAGUCUCCAAGAAAAGUACAAGUUCUUUUCUUUGAAAUAUGAAUGUGAAAACUAUACUGGAGAUGAUGAUUUUGUUGAUGUUGGACUCGAAUGUUAUUUCAAUAAUCCAAAAGAUUCAGUUUACAUUUAUCAAAACUGUUCUGAAAAGAGUAGAUUUGAUGAGCCCACCAAUAAUGUUGAAUCAGAAUAUCUAUCAAUGAUUGGGAAAAUAUUAGGAAAUGGUACAAAUGAUCCAAUUAAUAUUGUGAAAUUUAUGGCUUCAUAUGCUAUGACUCACAAACGUAAACUCUUUAAUAUCCAAGAUUAUUUCUACUCUUCAAGAAAUGAUGAGAGUGGAGCAAACAAGAAACCAUUCACAUUCACAAAUGGUAUUGAGAAAGUUGAGGAACUUGAUGGAGAUGAUAUUUUUGACGAUUGUUACUAUUAG
Naegleria gruberi is the source of this 1545-nucleotide messenger RNA. RefSeq lists its product as uncharacterized. The coding region runs from base 1 to 1545 and encodes 514 amino acids. Lineage: Eukaryota; Heterolobosea; Eutetramitea; Acrasida; Naegleriidae. The transcript has a single exon. The record is from RefSeq and is a predicted model, not a curated record.